UUGGGAUUGCCUAAGUAAAUAAGUGUCUUUCUGUUUGUGUAUAUGUCUUCAAAUUGCCUGUUGACUUAUGUCAAACCCAUAAAUUUCAUUGGUUUCUAAAAGAAAGGAAUACUCAGGGCUAGUUGUGCCAGAUAAUUCCUGUGGUUCUGAUUCCAGUGAAGUUGAAAUACUACAAGUUCUCAGCAGAUGGCCCUCUUUAACUUGUUUUCCUAUCUUCUGGAUUAGCAGGUACUUACUUAACAGCUAGCUGCCUGGAAGACUGCAGGGCCCAAUUGCCAGUGCAGUGGAAAUGUGAUAGAUGCAAACCUUGCUGUGGGUUUGUGACUCAUAGUUUUUUGGGGAAAUGCCUUUACAGGGAGCCUCUCUGUGCCCAGUUUUCCAGGGAGGAAAAGGUUGUGGCAAGAACUCUGCAGCAUUGGCUGCCAGCCUCCUGGGCCGGCUUGGAGAUGGUGUGGUGCCGCAGAGGAAAGAAAGGCUGAUGCAGCAGCCAGUGGAGCUGGAUGGGCUUGUGCUGUCUCAGGGAAGAGGAGUAAUGGCCAGUUCAGAAGACAACUUAGAAAGGACGGGGGAUGAGACGAGUGGAAAUUCUGAGAACACAAGUAAGCCUUCUGCUAGGAGUCCCCAAGAGCAAGCAAAGAGGACCAGGCCUGGCAGCAGAGAACUUGGUGUGCACUUUGAAGACAGUGGUGAGAGCGAUGAAGAUACAGAUCACUCUGAGGACUCAUUGAGUUCUGCACUAAUGGAGCUUUCUGUCCUGCAAAGACUGGGCCUGCAUAGGGUUGCUUUGACUGAGCAGGAUGUGGAGGCAGCUUUUGCACACUUGGCUUUGGCCUUCCGGUGUGACAUGUUUACGUUGAAACGACGGGUGCAGGUUGAAGAGCGGGCAAGAAACACAGCUGAGGAGAAUAUUCAGAUGGAAUUGACAGACUGCCAGACAACGUUGCAAAAGCUGGACCAGGCCUGCACAGACAGCAGGUGCAAGGAAAUGGUAGAACACCUGAAGAACAGUCUAACAGUCCUGGCAGGUGCCAUUGAGAGGGCAACAGUUGCAGCAGAGAAAUUAGGAGCUGUCCAUCAGGAAGCUCGCAUGAGCAGAGCAACAGAGGUGAUGGUGCAGCAUGUAGAGAACCUGAAAAGGCACCACCUGAGGGAGCACACGGAGCUGGAGGAGAUGAAGAGGCUGAUCCAGCAGAACUCCCGCAACCGACAGCUGGCAGAAAACAGGGAUGAUGGUGAGCAGAGACCAAAACAUCCCUCAAUGCGAAUGUUCCAGCAGGGAUCUGCUCGUCGUCGUGUCAGCAUUGCAGUUAUUCCCAGGCAAUUAAUGGCACUGAAAUCUUUGGGGCCCCUUAGGCUUGGAGUACCCCAUGAGCCACAAUUUGCUCAUCGCUUCUAUGAACACUGA
Molecule: messenger RNA, 1405 nt
Organism: Anolis sagrei ordinatus
Lineage: Eukaryota; Metazoa; Chordata; Lepidosauria; Squamata; Anolidae
Source: RefSeq, a predicted model, not a curated record